Molecule: messenger RNA, 1419 nt
Organism: Lolium perenne
Lineage: Eukaryota; Viridiplantae; Streptophyta; Magnoliopsida; Poales; Poaceae
Source: RefSeq, a predicted model, not a curated record
GUUUUCUUGCAGAACCAUCCUACUAUGACUUCCCUUCCUCCUCUUCCUGAGGAUGGAGAAGUCGAAGAACGGGGCAUCGUUGCCGAAGAUACCCCAGGUUCUUCUAUUCCUGAAAGUGAAGUCGCGGGUUCCCACAAAUCUGCGGCUUCCCAUGAAAAGGAAGUUGAAUCUGAGGCCAGUGAAUCGACGCAAUCCCUUCCUCCUGCAGUUUCCCCAAAGAACAAAAGGAAAAGGCAUGAUGCCGAGGAUUCUGGCACUUCUAAGGCUGAAGAAGCUGGUCCUUCUAAUCCGAAGGCAGCUUACGAUCCUUAUGUUGAAUCCCUCAUCAGCUCUGAUGAGGAGGAAGAAGUACCAGUUACUGACGUGGCUCCUCGAACAAGCACGUCACGUACUGUACUUGCCUCAGACACACUAGUUGAAGGAGAAGAAACGUCGCCUCCUCAACAAGACGUCGUCACCACUACUCCGCCAUCAAGCCCCCGAGUCCCUUCACCAAAAAGGGCAAGGGUUGAAAAGAUUGUUGAUCCUGCCCCUCAGUUGGGCAGUUCGUCGACUCUGCUCUUAGAUGAUCCUAUGAUCAAGGAUCUUCUCCGCAUCGGGUCCCAAUUUAUUGGGUACCGUGAAUAUGCCGCCAGAGCCGAAGAAAAACUCUCAGAGGCCAACGAACGUGUCGACGCACUUGCUCAAAAACUCGAGCAAAGUGAGGCGGCUCGCAAGAAAGCUGAACUUGCUGCUAGCAAAGCCAAGGCCGAGGUUGAUGAAGCCAAGGUGAAAGCUGCUAGUGUCGAGGAACUGCAGAGAAGGCUCAAAGAUGCCGAAUCUGCCUUAGAUGAGCAGAAAACUGCACAAACUGUGCGUGAACAAGAGAUCAUCAAGCGUCUGAAGUCGCAAAGUCGGCGUACGCUGAGUAAUAUCAUCAACCCCUUCUAUUGUACUUCCUGUUUCUUGGUUUUUGACUAAUGGUUUGUCUUGUGUGGCAGCCCAAACAAACCAAGAUUUUGAUCUGGAGAAUCCCGUCAAUGACCCUCUCCUUGAUGCACUUUCUCUUCUGGAGUUCCAUGGGCGCGAAAUUCGUGAAGGCGUGGCCAAUGCCAAUGCGAGUUUGUCGGCGUUGUUCCCCUUCUUCUUCCCGAAGAAAGAGGAACCUUCAACUUUCCUUGCCCUUGCCAAGCUUUUCAAUUCGUCGGAAGACCUGGGAUUGAAGAUGCGUCAGGAGAAUAUGAAGGUUGCUGUCGAGAGUACUGUUGCCCUGGUUGCUGACAGCCAACAGACGCUUGAUUGGAUGAAGGUUGGCGACACCAGCCAGAUAGAGCAUUCGAGAUGGAGGUCGCUGAUCAAGGCAGCCAAGCCCAACACGAAGAAGAUCUUGGCGUAUCUGGGGAUCAAGCCAGCUUCGACUCCUAGCUCCUCGAGGCCGGA